Messenger RNA from Ictalurus punctatus (channel catfish), 2475 nucleotides. RefSeq names its product RAD21 cohesin complex component like 1 (gene rad21l1). Bases 394 to 2037 code for a protein of 547 amino acids. Lineage: Eukaryota; Metazoa; Chordata; Actinopteri; Siluriformes; Ictaluridae. Gene Ontology annotation, cellular component: cohesin complex; synaptonemal complex. Gene Ontology annotation, biological process: synaptonemal complex assembly; mitotic sister chromatid cohesion; replication-born double-strand break repair via sister chromatid exchange. The transcript has 14 exons. Gene Ontology annotation, molecular function: chromatin binding; protein binding. The record is from RefSeq and is a predicted model, not a curated record.
CCAAUGCCUCACAAAUCCUAACCACCUUGUCGAGUUGUAAUUUUCGGUGUUAAUUCUAGCAGGACCGUUGUGUUAUAAUAAAGAGCUAACAGAAAGAAAGAAACGUUAAAUUAAGAUAAGUUCCCCGCCCCCAUAGUAGUCUGAUAACAAUUUUAAUAAUAGCAUUCAUUUCAAUUUCAGAGCUCGUGAACAUGAACGAUCGAUCAAAAUUGGCGGGAUGCGCGAGCUUUUUUUCAUUUCAGCGUUAGCUUUAAUGUCAGUCGACCUGUCAAUAAACUUCACGUUUAGGAUUAUAUACACACAAAAUUCAAAGCAGGUGUCUUAUUGGCUCUGAAUCUGUAUUUGAGAGAAGCUGAAACUGAGAACGCUGUCAGUUUUCUCAAAGUACUGAAGAUGGUCUUCUUCACACAACUCUUCACCUCUAAACGUGGACCCCUGGCCAGGAUCUGGCUUGCAGCCCAUUGGGAAAAGAAGAUAACCAAAGCCCAUGUGUUUGAAUGUAACCUGGAGGCGACGGUAGAGGAUAUUAUUUCUCCACGGAUAAAGAUUGGGCUGCGGACUUCAGGUCACCUGCUCUUGGGUGUUGUGCGGAUCUACUCUAAGAAAGCCAAGUAUCUCCUCGCAGACUGUAAUGAUGCUGUGGUUAAAAUCAAAGUGGCUUUCCGACCAGGACAGUUGGAUCUGCCUGAGGAAGGGAUGGAGGCCAUGGUUAAAGCCAUUACACUGCCUGAGGAUUUCAAUGACUUUGAGUCACAGCUGCCUGAUCUCAACACUAUCGAUGUGGUAGAUCACUUCUCACUGAACCAGAGCCGCACAGAGGAAAUCACUAUGAAGGAAAACUUUGGAAACAGUUUUCUCACCAUGGAUGACUUGGGAGAUGAAACCCAAUCUCAUCAGGGACUGUUUGACACAAGUUUCCAAAGUGUUGGUGCAAAUGGUGAUGGGUUUGGUGAUGAGGGCAUGGCUUUUGAUCUUGUUGGUAAUUUCAUAGCAAAUGCUAAUGAGAAUGCAUUUCUGACUGAUUCGUAUGGUGAAUCAUUAACUGAGGUCCCUGCAACACCCCCACCAACUGCUAUUAAUCCUACAGAACCUUCCACAGCUACUUCAGAGGCCUUGCCAGAUACUCCCACACUGAAUGAGACCACACUGCUGGAGAAUACAGAGGAAGGCUUUGCUCUUGAACCUGUGGCUGUUACAUUCUCUUCAGAGAGGAGGAAAGGGAGCAGGAAAAGGAAGCUGGUGAUAGAUCAGUCUAAGGAGCUUUCUAAUGAAACCAUCAAAGCCCAGCUAGCACACUAUUCUGACCUGCUGACCCCACUUGACCUAGCUCCACCCACACGGCAGCUCAUGGACUGGAAGGAAAAUGGGGGCGUGGAUUAUCUCUUUUCACAUUUCUGCACUCCUGUCAUGGAGAAUGAUUUGCAGAAGCUCUUCCCUAGAGAUGUGUUACCUGGGGAAAAGGGGCCAAACAGAAAAGCUGGAGAUGAUAGUGACCCCAAGGAGACGAGGGAGCAGGCGAGAGAGGCUGAGAGUGAGAGCACUGCUGUGCAUAUGGUGGAGGAGAUGAGCUUACUGCAAGAGACUGUGGAACAAAGCAGAGCAGCAGAGGAAUCCAGCUUUAUUGAACCAUCUUUCACACAUGCAGAGCCUCCAGAAUCCAAAGAAAGCAGGCUGGAGGUGUCGCAUCCAGAGCCACUUUCUGAGGAGUCUAUGCUGGUUCAUCCAUCUGAAACAGACAGUGAAACACCACUGAUGCACACACAGACACAGCACUCUUUCUUGGACAGCCAGAACAGUGAGGAGAAGAGAAUGACUAGUCGAGCACAGAAUCUCCUCCAGGCCAUCAGAAAGCAGAACAGCAGCCCUGAUGCCACAUUCAGCCUUCAUGAAAUGUGUGAGAAUCGCAGUCGAUCCAACACAGCGGCCACAUUCUUCUGUCUGCUGGUGCUGAAGAAACAGCAGGCCAUAGGCUUGCAGCAGAGUGCCCCCUACAGUGACAUCAUCAUCAUACCUGGUCCCCGUUUUCAGACGCUUUAGGACAGAGACAUUAAAGAAGAGCCCUUUUAUGAAACUUCGUCCACCUGAGUACUGAGGCACUGGAGUUUUAAGGAGCACCUUAACGGGUCUGUUAAACAACAUAAAGCAAAAGAUGUUCGCCGUUUUGAGAAAAGCACUCGUACUGUUUCUCUUCCUGUUCUGUCCUCCAUUCUGAGCUCUGACCUGCAGGACAUAAUUGACUAGAAUUUAUCCUGACACGAAACAAAAUGGACAGGUUUUGUUCACAGGUUUUGCGUUUCAGUACGUUUAGUGGACUUAAUAUUCAACCAGAAAGUCACACACAGUUGUGUGUGUUGUAACCAGUUUAAAAGUUGUUGUUUUUUUUGUGGGGUUGCAUGAGACUUAGUUCUGUGUUAUAUUCCACAUCCUUGUUAUGUUUAUCUUUGUAAUCUAAAGUUCUUAUUUUAUGGAAACCAA